AUGGUGGACUCCGCUGAGGUUCAGGCGGAAGUGGAUUGGCUUGGCGGCAGCGAUCAGCUCCCUCCACCACCUCCGCCUGCUGCGCAGAAGACAGGCGAUGGAGACGCUCCCAAACCCAGAAAGCGGAAGUCUGCUGGUACCACCAAGAAGGACGAUGCAGAUAGCACAAAAAAGUGCAAGAGGUGCAAAAAGGCCAAGCCUUUGAAGCAAUACUAUGAAGGCCAAGCCAAUUGCAGCGAUUGCAGCCAGGGGUUGAAAAACCUGCGGAAUGUGGCCAAGAGGACAGGUGAAGAGAAAUGGCUUGCUGGUCUUGAGGACUCCGAACUGGAUGCGCUCUUGCAAGCAUACAACAAAGAGAAAGAGCGUGCGGCAAAGGAGAGGACAAGGCUCAAGUUCAACAUGACAACGUACCGUGAGCGACAGCUGCAUGCAACGGGGGUCAGGAAGGAAGGGAGGAGGCGAUUGAUGACGGAGGAUAUGUUUUACACCUGGUCAAAAACGGCCGAGGCAGGUUUCUUGAGUCCGAGUCAGGCCCAGGCCAAAUGGACUUCAAUGCUCUUGGGCAGUUCUGUUUACAGGGAAGAAGGUGAAGGCGGGGCCGGUCUAAGGCUCGCUGUCAAGCUCUUUGAUGACAUCAUUGACUACGACGAUGUUGGCGACCAGAGGGAGGUCGAGCAGGCGCAACGAUUGAGCUCGAAACUCAAUGCGCAAGACCUCAAGCGGAAGCGUGAGGACUUGGUUCUGGCUCCUAGGAGCAGUGAGGCUGACUCCGGCGCUGCAAUGGCAUCUCUGGCAGCUAGUGGCGCGGAUGACCAAAUGCUACUUCCAAGUGUCCGUGGGUUGGCAGCCAAAGCCCAAAGGAAAAUCAGGAGGGUCGACAGCGAUGCUCCUGAGAGCUCUGCUGUGCCUGACCCAGAAGAGGGUGAGGCCGAGGGUGAAGAGCCGGAGAAACCCCAUAAAUGGUUCGAUGGCGUAGCUCAGAGAGCGAAAGCGAUGAGGCAGUUUGACGGGAUGCUGACCAAGUCCAAGGCCCGCAUGCAGUCCAUGUUGGAUUCCAUGAAGCAGCAAGUCAUUGCUGCGCGGGCCUCUAUGUCUGCCCCGGUACUGCCUGGAGGGCCAACCCGAAGCAUAGUUACAGAGAUGAUGAUUGUGAACACCCGCCAGGAAGCUUUGGAGAAAGUUCUCCAUGGAUCAGCCGAUGAUUUCCGUUCGUAUGUGGAGAAGGUGAGCCGCGCCUGUGCCGGUGCUGAUGCACAGUCGGCUGAGAACAAGUCUCAGAACUCCCAUGGCAGUGCGUCUGACAACAUGCUCAGGAGACUUGGCUUAAGCUUUUUGUAUGACCCGAGGACAAGUGGGCCUUGCCACAACUUUGAGAGCUUGUACACCGUGGAUCAGGCUAAAGCUUUGGCUGACAACUUCCAUAUCUUCCAUUGUCCGGAACAGCUUGAGGCUGUCUGGAAGCGGGUGAAACCCGUGUUCAGCCACUGGGACGAGUUGGUUGCAUCAUGCCGCACGGCCACGAAUGAAUUGAAAAGGGCUGUUGAUGCCAGGAAUGGCACCACUGCGAAGAAGGGGCAGGCAAAAGCCAAGGGAAAGAGCAAAAGCAAAGCCAAGGGCAAGCCAACCACCAUGUACCAGCUGGUUGAGGUUAUCCCUGAGGACUGCACGCGCAUUUCUCGCUAUGAUUCCAACACAGUGCCUGAAGACCACGACAUGUCCCACCCGUGCAUCUUGACACAGUUGCCGGCCCUUUUACAGCACAUUGUCAAGCAGGACCAAGGAAAUUCUGAUGCAGCUUUGGUUCUGACUGAACUCAACGAUUUUGAGAAGAAGUUCCAGGAGAGUGAUCUUCGAUUCACUACCGGCAAGGGGCAAAGGGCUUUCAAGCAAGAUGUGGGGGCCAAGGUUUCUGAAGCCAUGCUGACUGUUGCAGGCAAGCACCAUGUGGUUCCUCUUCAGCAAUGGCAGCCCUCCGGUGCGUUUUGCUGUGUGGAGUCACACCGCUCUGUGCAAUAUGAGGUGGGAGGUCUUCCAAGCUUGCGGUUCUGUGUGAAAGGCACCCGACAGUUGAUCUUAACUUCACCAGAGCCGAUCCUGACAGAGCUCCACGACCGGAACAACAAGAAGGGGCAGGACGAGCGGGACAAGAUCACUUACCCUUCAGCUUUGGCCUUCCUUUCGCACGCGCAGGCGGAUGAUGUGGUGUCAAUGAAAGGGUUCUUCGUUGGCACAUUGGGCCCUGGAGAGUUGCUAUACACUCCAGCUGGGAUGAUUGUUGGGGAAAAGAUCGAGCCAAAGGUAGACCACUUGGGCUUGAAGGUUGCUGUGAUGGCUGUGGAUUCGGACUGUGGAGACAAGGCAGGGCUCAAGACCUUGAGAGCAAUGAAAAUGGAAGCGCUUGAGUCAAAGAGAAAGAACGAUGUGUUGGAUGCCGUUCUUGACUUCGUUACCAGUGAGCAAGAGAAGGUGUCGCAGGCAAAGGCAAAGGUGGAGCCUGUGCCUCAGCCGCCUCAAAGCGCUGGAGCUGAAUGA
Messenger RNA from Durusdinium trenchii, 2532 nucleotides. NCBI's taxonomy places the organism in Eukaryota, Dinophyceae, Suessiales, Symbiodiniaceae. The record is from the annotation of a GenBank genome assembly.